CCUGACGAGGAGGUGCAGGGGGAGAUCCACCUGCGGGUGGAGGUCCUGGGGAGCCAGGGCAGCCGGCGGCUGCUGCGCUGCACUGUGCUGGAGGCCAGGGAUUUGGCCAGGAAGGACCGGAAUGGUGCCUCCGACCCCUUCGUCCGCCUGCGCUACAACGGGAAGGCACAGGAGAGCACCGUGGUCAAGAAAUCCUGCUACCCCCGCUGGAACGAGACCUUUGAGUUCGAGCUGGCUGAGCCCGCCGGGGAGAAGCUGUGCGUGGAGGUGUGGGACUGGGACCUCGUCGGCAGGAACGACUUCCUGGGCAAGGUGGUGUUCAGCAUCCAGGGGCUGGAGGCGGCCGGGCAGGAGGAGGGCUGGUUCAGACUGUGGCCAGACAAGUCCAAGCCAAGGGAGGACGAGCGCCGAGGCAGCCUGGGCUCCCUGCAGCUGCAGGUGAGGCUGCGGGACGAGACGGUGCUGCCCUCCCACUGCUACCAGCCCCUGGUCCAGCUCCUGUGCCAGGAGGUGAAGUCGGGGCGCCAGGACGGCCAAGUGCACCUGGUUACCCUCCUGGAUGAAACCACCACGGCCGAGUGCCGGCAGGAGGUCGCCAUCAACUUGGUCAAACUCUUCCUGGGCCAAGGGCUGGUCAAGGAGUUCCUGGACCUGCUCUUCGAGCUGGAGCUGGCCAAGCCCUGCGAGCCCAACACUUUGUUCCGGAGCAACUCCCUGGCCUCAAAGUCGAUGGAGUCCUUCCUCAAGGUGACGGGGAUGCCGUACCUGCACGCUGUCCUGGGCCCCACCAUCUCCCGUGUGUUCGAGGAGAAGAAGUACGUGGAGCUGGACCCCGGCAAGGUGGAGAUCAAAGAUGUCGGGUAAGGGGCGCAGGGGGCGGUGCAGACGGAGGGUGAGGUGAUUGAGCAGGGCCGCCAGCACCUCCAGUCCUACCUGGGCGAGCUGCUGGACGCCAUCGCCAAGUCAGCCCCGGCGUGUCCCCCCGUCAUCCGCGCCGCUUUCCGGCAGCUCUUCCGGCGCGUCGGGGAGCGCUUCCCCCAGCACCAGGUUGGGCUGCGGCGGAGG
Messenger RNA from Leptosomus discolor (cuckoo roller), 1065 nucleotides. The record is from RefSeq and is a predicted model, not a curated record. NCBI's taxonomy places the organism in Eukaryota, Metazoa, Chordata, Aves, Leptosomiformes, Leptosomidae.